Colletotrichum scovillei is the source of this 3842-nucleotide messenger RNA. RefSeq names its product F-box domain-containing protein. Bases 955 to 3666 code for a protein of 903 amino acids. The record is from RefSeq and is a predicted model, not a curated record. The transcript is spliced from 3 exons. NCBI's taxonomy places the organism in Eukaryota, Fungi, Ascomycota, Sordariomycetes, Glomerellales, Glomerellaceae.
CCGGGUCGCUCUGAUUUUGAAGUACCUACGCAUACUCCGUACCUCACCUUACCUUACCUUACCUUACCUUAUCCAACUGACUGCCCUCAUUCAGGUGCAACACCUUCUUCCUUGCAUCCAUCUGCUUCCAGACGAUUUCCAUCACCCAGAACAAGCAGGAAGGAGAACCCUUGAAAGGCAAGUUGCCUGAACCCUGCCUUUUGUUUUCCCUUAACCAAUCAGAUUAGGAAAAACAAUUCCCUUCAGGUCGGAAGUUUUACCCCGUUUCUCACAGAGGAAAGAGCAACAGUUGAAAAAAGGUACCUUCCUUACGUACACCACGCACGAUAUAUCCGGGGAACGUGUGACCGGACCACCCACCUUAGCGCGGAGCACAUUGGGAAAGACCUUGGCCAACCCAAGCUGGUCCACCCACGUCCACCACCGGAUCGACGACUGACGACUGCACCAGCAACCAACGCACCACCACCACCACCUCGACCUCCGCCGCAACUACCACAAUUACCGCCGUCGCCGUCGCCGCUUCCUCCUCACCACAGAGCCGCAACGAACGAAAUUUCAUGACACCCCAUGUCCGUCAUUUCUGACAUGACAUGAUUGGUCUCGCGAGACCUCUGCUGUCACCAGCCUUUCUUUGAUUCCCUCAACAAAGCAUUCCCAAUCAUCUUCUUUCAGCCCGGUAUUUUCUUUAAUCCAUUUUACCAUCCUGUUCUCUGGCCCAUCCGCGGGUUCCCAAAAAAAAGAACAAGCCCAAAACGCGCCUUCCGCAUCCGAGCCAAGAUACCCACGAUCGCUUCUUCUGACGACUCACUCCUCACCUCGACAAUACCUUACAGCAUAGUACGCGAUUGGCAACCGAAAGAAGCCGCGCCAUUGUAGCAGUAGCAGCCUACAAUAGCAAUCGACAACCGCUGCCAUCGCAAUCCGAAGCAUGCGCUGAGGCCCCUCGCGAUCAUGGCCCCAGCCCUGCAGACCAGCGAUCCAAUGACCCAUCAAGCCGCCGAGCCGCAUCCGAACGAGGUCGAGCUUCCCUACCACAACGGCGUCCCAGGCCACCCCGCAUCCGUUGACUACGAUGGCGUCCCCGAUGCUUCGGUAGACCCCGCCGUCGUCAUGCGCAAGCUGAUGAAGGGCAAGGACAAAGAAUGGGAUGCUGUCGCGCCCAGCAAGUCAGGCAAGAAGCUGACCCUUCUCGAGCUACCGGUGGACAUCUUGCGCUUGAUCAUUAAGGAGAUCACGCACACGAAUGACCUUACCUCGCUCGCCUUGACCAACUCGAACCUUCACAAUCUCGCGAUCCCCCACAUCUACUCGAGAUUCGAUAUCGUCUGGCCCGAUGCCACCCAGAUGGCUACGUCCGACUCGAAGAGUGUCGAUGCUCUUACGUACGGCCUGUCCACGAUCUGCCUCGGCAGUUCCUUCGCGCAUCGCACACGCAAGAUGCUCAACCCAAGCUACAUCCCCACCUACGGUUCCAACGUUCGGAGACAGAAGAACGACUACGCCAAAUACACAAAGAAGUUCUCAUUGGGCAAUGGACCACAGGAUUGGGUGGCCGAGUACAUGAUCUCCAAGGAGAGCGGCAAGAUGCUGGGCACGCUCGUCGCUCUAGCCGUGGAGAAAAUGGUCAACCUGGAGUCGUUCGUCUGGGAUAUGCCGACUGGCGUUCUCUCCGAGAUCUUCAUGGCUCUGGCGUCCAUUCCCGAACAGAGCUCCGAGGCCGAGUCAAAACUGGAAAAGGUUUGGGUGAGAUGGCAUGAUAACACCGACGGCUCCAGUCCGUCGCCAUCGUCGAGUCCGCCUCCCCCGAUCCCACCUCCUGUCCCACCCGGCAGCCACCUCACUACAGUCGGCAUCUUGAUCCCUUCGGACUCUGCUCAUCCGGCACCGCGGGGCGCGAUCCCGUAUGCGGAAACAAAUAUCGAAUUCCCUACCUUCAGUGUUCUGCCUCCGCUCAAGAGUCUCACUGUUCUCGACAUUGACGAACUUGCUUACCUGGACGAGAUGGCCGUAGCGAUCGAAAGAUCGAAAGACUGUUUACAAGAGCUUCGGGUCGGCAUAUCCCCGAGAGCCGUCUUCAAGGACUUUGUCCAAGCCUGGGAUGGGCCCGACUUGCAGCAAAUCGAUCGGGAUGCCAGAUGGCCUGGUGAGAGCUCCAUUGGCGAGAGAAGAUUAGGCGGUGUUUUGGGCGUGCUUGUCGGUCGUAUCUAUGACAUUCGCCGCAAGUCGACGUCGAAGUCAAGAGAGAAGGCCCCCAUGGCAUCGACGCAAGCGACACAAACCAAUACCGCCCACUCUGCCAUGGAUACUACGGAGACCUCGAAUGUCUCAGGGCAGCCCAACCCGAACGAGCCAGAUGCUGUGGAAGUGGAUGACUCAGUCGAGCCGCUCGUAACCCAACCAACGGGAGCUGCCACAGAUGACCGAGCAGGCCAUGAGGAAAAGUCACAGUCUGUGAAAGACCAGGCGACCGGUGACGGGGACCUCGUGGAUACACCUUCGGGCGUGCCGAGAAGAAGGCUGGACGGCAAGCUCAAGCUCCGUUCUCUAGAGCUCGAAAGAGUUCAUUUGUCAAUUCAAGUCUUUAGCCAGGCCUUCGACUGGACUGUCCUGACCACAUUGACUAUCCUCGAGUGCGCCCAGCACGACACUCUUUGGAAGGCAUUGCGAAAGCAAUUCGCUCCCACUCCGAUUGUCAGGCUCGGAUCUCAUCAACACCACGCCAGCUCUAAGCAAGCUAUGGAGUAUCAUCUCAAUCUCAAGAGCAUUCACACAGAUGUUACUUCGGUGGCUUUGAUCAGCUUCCUUAGAGACACUCUAGCUCCUAACAGUCUAGAGGUCCUGUUCUUGCAGGAUCGGAGACGGCCCAGUGGACCGCCAGCGGUGACCAUCGAUCAAAUCUUUAAGGGAGUCAUCAAGAAACACCGGGCGAGCCUGCAAAAGGUCCUUCUAGACAGUUCAGAUCGGAAGCGUAGCAAUGGCAACACUGCCACAGACACCGCUCGCUGGCGCAACUGGGUGCUGCCGACGGACAUGUUGCUUUACAUGACCAGUGGACGCAUGGUGAGCCUAAGAGAAUUGGCCAUCUCCUUGCACUUCAAAGACUGGCACACAUUCCUUCAGCGCUUGCCAAACACCCCUCAGCUGCGGUCUCUCAACCUGCAGCAUAUUGCCGAUCAUAUACUCGGCAACUUUGACCCUCGAGAGUUGGCGUUGCAGAUGGUCGAUAUUAUCACCCUUCGCCCUGAUAUUCAGCUCUGUUAUGUGGGCAUUUCUACAAAGUGCUUCGAGAUCUUGGAGAGCAAGCCGGCAGAAGAGAGUGGUGCGUCAACUACGAGUGUUGCGGCUGACCAUGGUGUUGUGGGCCACGAAUCUGGAGUUGACGGCGAAGACGAUGACGAGGAAGAUGAGGUCGCUACGGAUGACGACGACACGGCGAGUCAGGUGGAUGAAGAUACCUCUGAGGAGGAAACCGAUGAUACCCCGGGGAAUGCAGUACAUGCAGAUGACUCGCAGUCGGAAGCGUCUGCGGCGCAGGACUCGGACGACGAUGAAUCGAUGCGAGACGCUGAUUACGGCACCUCACGUCCUCGUCUCCGACUCCGAGAGAUUCUGUUCUACGAUGACAAGGUAGCGAUUUUCAAGGCUCGGCACGGCAGACUGUAGUAUGGUCUCGGAAAGUGAGCUAGGGUACAAGUGAUGGAGGGGGAGGGGGUGGAAGGGAGGCAUAUGGACGGGUCAAAACUUGCAUACCAUGGAGGCAUAUGCGAACGAUACAGUGAGACGGUUGAAUACCAAGGCGAAGGAGGUUUUGCAAAGUACGCUAUCUUGAGAUUUUGGGG